AUGGAAUUAAUUAGGGUGUGUUUGGGAAAUACCAAAAGAGGAGGGCAAUUUAAGUCUUCUUACAUCUGGCCCUGGCACAACUACCUCCAUGGACGACCCCAGAUGAAGCUUAUGCUUUUGGUCAAGCCACUUGUUCUUUCCACAAUCACACUGAGCAUCGCCAUUUUCAUCGUGCUUCUGUUCCCCAAAAACCCAUCUUUUCGAGAGGCUGAUCCCAUGGCUCGAAGCUUUGUUCUGUGGCUUCAUGGUCUCGGAGACUCUGGUCCUGCCAACGAACCCAUUAAGACCCUCUUCACUUCUCCCGAGUUCAGAAAUACAAAAUGGCUGUUCCCUUCUGCGCCUUCGAAUCCAGUCACUUGCAACUUCCAGAUAAUGGCAAAAGCUGUGAAACAGUGAUCUCAUUGCUGCCCUGAAUGGUCAAAAACAGCCCUUUUUACUGUUUCUUUC
Neltuma alba is the source of this 447-nucleotide messenger RNA. Its product is annotated as probable carboxylesterase SOBER1-like. The record is from RefSeq and is a predicted model, not a curated record. The transcript is spliced from 2 exons. Gene Ontology annotation, molecular function: carboxylic ester hydrolase activity; palmitoyl-(protein) hydrolase activity. Gene Ontology annotation, biological process: protein depalmitoylation. Lineage: Eukaryota; Viridiplantae; Streptophyta; Magnoliopsida; Fabales; Fabaceae. The coding region runs from base 1 to 396 and encodes 131 amino acids. Gene Ontology annotation, cellular component: cytoplasm.